GGGCUGAGUCGCGCUCUCCGCGCCCUCCCCUCCCUUCCCCUCUUGGCACCCUCCUCUUAGAUUCAGUGCUUGAAGUGCAUUCGGAUUAUGGAUGAUUGGCCAGGGUAUGAGUUGAAUUUAUUCACAUACCCACAGCACUAUUAUGGAGAUCUGGAAUAUGUCCUCAUACCUCACGGCAUCAUUGUGGACAGAAUUGAACGGCUGGCUAAGGAUAUUAUGAAAGAUAUAGGCUACUGUGACAUUAUGGUCCUGUGUGUGCUUAAAGGAGGUUACAAAUUCUGUGCUGAUCUUGUAGAACACCUUAAGAACAUCAGUCGAAAUUCAGAUAGAUUUGUCUCUAUGAAGGUUGAUUUCAUCAGACUGAAAAGUUACAAGAAUGACCAGUCCAUGGGCGAGAUGCAGAUAAUUGGAGGCUAUGAUCUUUCAACACUGGCUGGAAAGAAUGUCCUCAUUGUUGAGGAUGUUGUUGGGACGGGGAGGACCAUGAAAGAGCUGCUCAGCAGCAUAGAGAAAUACAAGCCCAACAUGGUUAAGGUGGCCAGUUUGUUGGUGAAGAGAACACCUAGAAGUGAUGGCUUUAGACCUGACUAUGCUGGAUUUGAGAUUCCAAACUUAUUUGUGGUGGGUUAUGCCUUAGAUUACAAUGAAUACUUCAGAGAUCUCAAUCACAUAUGCGUGAUCAAUGAGAAUGGCAAAGAAAAAUAUCGAGUCUAAAGAAGUAAAUUCUCAACCUCAAAUCUCCAGAUAACAUCAUACUUAGAACUACACUCAGGAAGCCACCGUGUAAAGUUUGUCUCCCCGGGCGUUUUCACUCAGCAGAAUAGAAAAGGAAAAAAAAAAUGUUUUAAUGAGAGAUCUUCCUUUUCUGAGAUUACAACACAAAGAAUAUCAAAAGUGCUUAAGAAAAAGGAAGCAAUGUUUUUAUUUCUCUUGUUCCAAACUGAACACUCCACCUGCGACUCACAAGUUCUAUCUCCCUUCACACUCCUGCUACACCUCCUUUUGUUUUGAUACAGACAUUGUGCUUGAAUACCUUACCCCCACCUGGCUACUCAGAUACUUCUCACUUAACUUUUUUUUAAUAUGCCCUAAUUAGGUAAUAUUUUGCAAUCUUAAGAAACUGGAAGCCUUUUAAGUUCAGCUCUGAGUCCAUGUACUGGAAAAAUAACUAGAUUCCCAUACUGAAAAAGGAGAGAAAGGACAAUUUAAUAUAAAGUUCUGUUUGGGCUUUUCUGACAGGCUGUUAUUAUCUGCUUUGACAAAGCCUUUUUGAACCACGGCAUACAAUGAAUGUUAAUGAUGUUAUGAAAUGAGCCUUGCUUAGUGCCCUUGAUUGGAGCUUCCGGUAUGCGAUAACGGUAUGUCAUGGAUGCAUGGAUGUACUCAACUGUGCUUAAUAUUCUGAAUUUUAAUUAGGAAAAAUACAAUGGCAGCAAGGCCCUGGUUUCUAAGUGGCAUCCUUUUAUUCAUGUGGGACAUGAACAAAUGGCAGGAUUUGGGGGAGGGGCGAGUGUUUUCAAUGCUCAGAACUAAGAAUAAAUUUUUCCUCUUAUUUGCACCAAAGGAAAAACCAUUAUUAUGCGUUAUCCUAAACAGGAAUACAGAGGUUGAAUUAUUAUUUUAAGUGGCCUUAUUAGACUGAUCACACAGUCAAAGGCACUAUCAAGAAAAACAAAAAAAAAGCAUACUUUUUCUGAAUAAUGUUCUUUCCAUUUUCCCUGUUUUAUGAGAUGUUUUAUAAUUUAUGGGGAUUUUAAUUGAAAAUAAACUUGAAUGCUGAUAGAGCUGUUUUU
This is a messenger RNA of Pteronotus mesoamericanus, 1793 nucleotides long. RefSeq names its product phosphoribosyl transferase domain containing 1 (gene PRTFDC1). Lineage: Eukaryota; Metazoa; Chordata; Mammalia; Chiroptera; Mormoopidae. The transcript has 9 exons. Bases 88 to 714 code for a protein of 208 amino acids. Gene Ontology annotation, cellular component: cytosol. Gene Ontology annotation, molecular function: hypoxanthine phosphoribosyltransferase activity. Gene Ontology annotation, biological process: purine ribonucleoside salvage. The record is from RefSeq and is a predicted model, not a curated record.